AUGGAGAACAUUUGGAUUGAAUGUGUUAAACAAAAGCUGAAGAAGGUUACAGAUCCUGAGGUCAUCCAAGAAGUCGUUGUUUUUGAGUAUGAGGACUUCAUGCAAUCUUAUAUCAAGAAAUUGGAAGAGGAAACUCACAGCUAUUUUAAAUCUCCUGUAUGCACUCACAAGGACUACUACUAUUAUGCAUGUGAGAGAUCAAACAAGCCAACUGGAAGUAGCAAAGGUAAACCAACUCAAACAAGGGCUAACUCUUGCAGGGCUUAUCUGUCUUUCAAGAUAAUCAAGGAUGCUGGAGUUACAGGUGCUGUUGUGCACAAAAUGUUGAAACACAAUGGACAUGACAUCAACAUGCAGGAACAGGGUAUAAAAAAUCAUGCUGACCCAGAACUUCUGGCCUUUAUUGACAUGUGGCUUGAGCAAGGACUAUCGGUGUCAGGAACACUUCUGAAGAGUGUUGAUUGGGCAGAAAGGCAUGGACAUAUCGACAAACACAAUCGUCGAUAUUAUGUUACACCAGAGGAUAUUAGAAUCAUCAAAAAGAGCAUCAAUGCCCUAAUUUUUCCUGAUGUAAAAGAUUGUGUCAGUGUGGAUAUACUCGCCACAUCAGAGCUAAAGGAGAACAUUUGUUUUUAUCAGCCAUUAAGUGAUGAACAACCCUUGAUAAUUGUAGUACAGACACCCUGGCAAAAACACCUACUUAAGGAACAUCCACAUCCCAUGAUGUUCAUGGAUGCCACCUACAAAGGGAUGACCUCAUAUGGCUAUGCAUUUUAUGCACUUUUUCUGAGCAAUAGUAUUGGAAGAGGAGUUCCAUUUGCAUACUUCAUUAUAAGUCAGGAAUCAACAGCCACAUUCACUCUCUGCCUGGAAAAGCUUUCUAGCUGUAAUCCUGGCUUUCUUCCCCAGUCAGUCAUGAUUGACAGGUACGAGAAAGAGCUCAAUGCCAUAAGGCAGAUUUUUCCUUCAACAAAGGUCCUCGUUUGCUGGUUUCACGUGCUGCAGGCUGUGCACAGGUGGUUGGUAAAACGAGAUGGAGGAAACCUACCAGUGGGCCAAAGAAACAUGGUGAUUCAAGCAAUGGUCACAAUGAAGGCGUGUUUAACGGAAGAGGAGUUUAUCCAAACUUCCUCUACAAAAUGCAAAGAGCUGGAUUCCUACCUUGGUAGCACAAAUGUGUCAACAUAUUUGAAGAACCAUUGGAUUUCUUGGGGGGACUUGUGGUCCAAUUUUGGCAGAUAAUUCAAUCAUAACAACAGUGAAACCAACAACAAGGCAGAAAGAUUCUUCCACACAAUGAAAUAUCAGUUCCUGAAGGGGGACACUAACAGGCGAAUUGACCAGCUCCUUAGCCUGCUGUGUGGUGAUGUCCACAAAUAUUACUGUUACAUAGAAGAGCUGGCAGCAAGUGGGCGCAUCAAGGGAAACAAUGAUGAUGACUUCUCUGAUGCUGUCAAGUCUAUGAUUGAGAAGGGGCUGGAUUCAAAAUGUAAAAUGAAUGAAAACGGAACAUGCAUUAUUCCACCAGAUACUAGCACUCAGUCUCACACAGUUGAUUUGGUCAUGGUCAAAUGUGACUGCAGAACAUCCAGAAGUGGUUCUCUGUGCAAACAUAUAGUUUUCUCGAGAAUUGUUGCACAGCAACAGCGACUAGACAUUCAAGACAUCAGGUCUACUCUUGCAAGAAAAAUAAUUGAUAGUCAUUCGUAUAUUACAGAUGAUGAAAACCUCACUGUCUUUCACAGUGAUGGAAGUGCCGCAACUAUAAAUCACAAAAGCCCAAAUUUUUGUACAUGCAUAGCAAAUAGUCAUAACCAAAAAUGUGUCUGUAUUUUGGUUCACAACAUCCUCUACGUUCCACUGACACCUUCUGAGUUAAUCUCUAAUCAUCCAGAUUGCCAGAAAACACCCAACAGAAAGGCAAAACCUGAACUUCAGGCCAUGUUAACAGACCUUAUAGAAUGGAGCCAAUCAGAAACGUACAUUGAAAACAAAGAGCUGUACAAGAUGGUAGAGAGGGCACACAGACUAGUUUUUUCAAACUUCAGUAUUCGGUCAAGAAAAAGAAAAAUAACUGCACUGCAUGCCUAUCGGCAACAGGUAAAAAAGGCAAAACGUGUACUCACAAUGAAUUACAUUUGUAAACAAAAAAAACAGAAGGAAAAUAUAUAAUAAUUUGCAAUACAACCCUAUUGUAGUGUUUAUUAAACACAAAAAAUGUUUGCAAUUACAUUUCUCUGGAAUCUGCCAUUCAUAAAUUGCAUAAGAUGCAAAACAUCUGAUAUGACAAUGGAAUCAGAAUAUAAAUUACUUGUUUCUAAUUGCUCAUUGUAUUGAGUCCCUUAAAAAGCAUCAUAA
This is a messenger RNA of Sinocyclocheilus anshuiensis, 2358 nucleotides long. RefSeq lists its product as uncharacterized. The coding region runs from base 1 to 1242 and encodes 413 amino acids. The record is from RefSeq and is a predicted model, not a curated record. Lineage: Eukaryota; Metazoa; Chordata; Actinopteri; Cypriniformes; Cyprinidae. The transcript is spliced from 6 exons.